Messenger RNA from Vespa mandarinia (Asian giant hornet), 4170 nucleotides. RefSeq names its product mitogen-activated protein kinase kinase kinase 4 (gene Mekk1). Gene Ontology annotation, biological process: protein phosphorylation; MAPK cascade. Gene Ontology annotation, molecular function: ATP binding; protein kinase activity. NCBI's taxonomy places the organism in Eukaryota, Metazoa, Arthropoda, Insecta, Hymenoptera, Vespidae. The record is from RefSeq and is a predicted model, not a curated record.
CGAGCAACAAAAGAAAGAAAAUGAUUGCGCAUGUAUAGAAUGCCUGCGUCUAAGGAAAGCACAGAUAGACGUCGACCGUGUCGAGUUAGUCGGUUGUCAACGUUGUUUUUUAAUCGAACAAUGUAUUUUAAUUCAACGAGAGAAAAAAAUAUCGAAGAAUUGUUUGGUUCCGAUUAUUCCGAUGAGGAAGUCAACGACGUCAGAAAGAAAGAUUUGUACAGUCCAACAAAUGAAUACGAAGAGUCGAUACAGGCUAUGUGUGAUAUUUAUGGACAGACACCACCGAGAACACGUCUCAGUCGUAAGAAAAGGCACAUGAAACAGAAAUUGGCAAUAUGUGAGACAAAAUCUUCGGAGAAAGAAUAUCGAUCAAAAGUUGGUAUUAGAAGGAGAAAUACUUUGGAUACGAUUAUCUUCAAUGUAAUGUGCGACGAGGCAGAUAAAUGUCGUGAAAAUGAAGCGAAGGAAGAAAUUGUUAAUCGAAAAUCUAAAAGAAGUUUGAAACUUUUACGCGGUAAUGAAAGAGAUUUGAAACUCGACGUUGAAGCUGCCCUUAAUUAUGCCGAAAAAUCAGAACGUUUGAUGCCAUACACACCGAACAAUAUGAAAAUUGAAACGAAAAAUAGAUUUCGUAGUUUAAGAUCAAAGCCAAUUGACGUUGAGGAGAAAAAACAGGAAACGAAAGGGAUCCAUUUGACUCUUUUGUCGGACGAAAAAGAAAUUAUAUCGCAAUCGCCAAUGGCACAAAGUUAUUCAGAGCGACAGACCUUUCAUGAUACAUUUUCAAUUCUUAUUAAAUUGGGAAGUACAGAACGUAAUUGUCGUAGGCAAAUGAGUCAUGAAGAGACCCGAUGGCAAAAUGAAUUGAAAGAUUUGAUUUGGUUGGAGUUACAGGCACAUCAUGCUGAUCGUAGUCCAAUGGCUCAAGAUGAAUAUUUAUGCAAACAACGAGAAGCAGUAGGCUCAUUACUUAAAGAAAUAAUAGAAUAUAAAUAUAAUCAAACUGUAGUAAAUCAUCCGGUUUCAUGUUAUUCAAAUGAUUUCAACGAACAGAGUGUAAAUUCUGGUUCAGGUUCAGGAAUAGAACAUACUUUAUGCUCUGGUUGUCUUUCAAUGUAUUGUCGAGCAUGUGUACGUGCACAGGGAGAAGCCUUAAGACAAGUAGAAGGAUUGUUAGCUCGAUUAGAGGCUGCAGAAGCAUUAUAUCCAUCGUCUCAGGCAUUUGCUGUUCAUUAUCCUUUAUAUAAGAGUCCAGAAUUUACUGGAAGAGUUAAAGCUAUGUGCCUAUGGUAUAAUAUGACUAAACAUCAUAGAUUAAAAUUACAGAUUUUAGGAAAAUUAUUAAUGAUGCUUCAUACUAAGAAAAAGCAAGAUGAAACGUCUGAUUCUGGGAUAAGUUCUCGAGCUUCGGAUAUGACUGAUGGUUCAGAACCACGACGAGCCAUGAUACGUUUUGAAUUAUCUCAACAAGAUGAAAUUUCAAAUCCAUCUGACAGUAACAAUAGUAAUACUUCGUCUCUUGGUGGAAUGUCCUUGGCACAAUCAUGGCCAUCUACUCCAGAAUCUUCAUUUUCAUAUGCUGAUGAUGAAAGACUCGAUCGUCUUGAUUUCUAUUUAGUAGAAUUUGAUCGUCUUGCUUACAGAAAAUACAUAGAGGAUGUACUCAAGACUAGAGGACUGAGGAAAAGUCUUAAUUUUUUGGAAAGAUUACAUAUUUCUGUACUUAGAAAAGCAAGACUUACUUUAGAGAAAAACGAUAAGUAUGAUAAUGAUAGUGCUAAUGAGGAAUAUGACGGUGAUAAAGAAUUGAAGAGAUACGGUGUAUGGAGUGCAGAAGCUAAAGAAUUAAAUCUUCCAUCAUAUAGAGCUGCUUUUCUAUUCUUGUCGCGUGUUCCAUUAGAUGUGGUACAUGAAUUUUUGAGAAUGAGAUUAGAACAAAAGCCAGAACAACCAAGUCCAUUGUCGGUACGUCAAUUGAUGCGUGAAUUACGAGAGGGACUUAGGAUUGCUUGUAUACAUCGAGAUAGAUUUUCUGCUCAUUCUCGCGCUGCCAUAGCCAGUGAUCCUUUCGCAUGUAAUACUCUAUUCGAGGCCGACGUGAAGGAAUUCGAUGAGAGCCUGAAAGCUGUUUUUGAAGUUUAUUUAAAUUAUUUGCAACAAUGGGUAGAUAUGGUUCAGCAUGAUAGCUUUCAUAAAAAUUUAAUAAUGGACGAAUGGACCUUCGUUAAAUCUAUUGCUGGAAAUAUUAUUGACGGAUAUAAAAUAGCUGGAGUUAAAUUUUGCGAAAUUGCCAGGACAAUGAUUAUACAAGUUAAAGAAUUUCUCGUGGAACGACCUAAGGAGAUCAAGGAAUGCGUGGAUGACAGAGAAGAUGAUGAUGAAUGGUCAGGCAAAUUUCAUUUGAUGUAUGUGGGACGCGAAUGGCAAGGAAUGUUUGUGGAAGCUCGGGAAAAGGUUGUCAAGAGUGUUACCUUGGCUAAAUGUUUAAAGCGUGACAUUGAAAAAUGGCCAGCACUUAAUAAAGAGUUAGAAGAAUCUUUGAUAGCAUUGAAGGAAAUAGUUAUGGAUUUGAGAUGUCGUAUAACGAUAGUAAUCGAGGAAUUUCAAAAUGAUCUUAAUCAAGCAGAAGAACCUAAAGCUGAAUCUGAUCGUACGGCGAUACGUUCACGUAUCAGGGAAAUACUUCAUCAGGCAUAUAGAAUGGGAUUCGAUUAUCACAAAGAGAUGUGUAAUUUAUUUUUGUCAGAAGAAAAAGCUGUUCUAGCACGUGGCCUAGUAUCCUUCGCAUUUCUUUGGAUGGAAUUUGUAAGAAUCAGAUGUGAACGUGGUAGAGGCUUGAGACCUAGAUGGGCAAAUCAAGGAUUAGAAUUUUUGAUAAUAGUUUGUGAGCCUCAUUAUACUAAACAUUUAACUGACGAAGAAUUUGAAGAAUUAAAAACAUCGAUGGAUAGUUGCAUUUCCCAUGUCAUUGGAACGGCAUCUGUAUCAUCCUCAGAAAUAGAUACCUUGAAAAGAUUACCUCGAUCAAGAGCAUCCUCUCCAUCUCAUUCUCGUAGCAAAACAGCAAGUAUAAGUACCUUACAAAAGACACGAGAUAUUUUAAAAUCCCCUGAACUUUUAUUGAAUACGAGAAAAUCAAUUUCACCAAACAUAAUUGACGGUGGUAUCCUUGUUGUAAAUUCAAAUAUGCCUAGACAAGAUAGAAUAGUCAAAGCCAUAAAAAAAGUGGAUCGUAAUAUCGAUGAGAGAUUGAAAAAUCAUGAACUCAUUGGUCAAGUAACCGACAUGAAGGCUGUUGAUAGAGUUCAUAUAAAAGCUAGACGAGUGACGUUUACUUGGCAAAGAGGAAUUAAAAUAGGCCAAGGAAGAUUUGGAAAAGUAUAUACCAUAGUAAAUAAUCAAACUGGUGAAUUAUUAGCAAUGAAAGAGGUACAAUUACAACCUGGUGAUCAUAGAGCAAUUAGAAGAAUAGCAGAAGAACUUCAGAUCUUUGAAGGAAUACAAAAUAAUCAUCUAGUUCGUUAUUAUGGUUUGGAAAUUCAUCGUGAAGAGAUGUUAAUAUUUAUGGAAUUCUGUGCAGAGGGAACAUUAGAAAGUUUAGUAGCCGGAAGUGGAAAUGGUUUGCCUGAAUCUUUAGUUAGAAAGUACACACAUCAACUUCUUUUAGCUGUAACAGCUUUACAUUCCCAUGGUAUUGUACAUCGUGACAUUAAAACUGCAAAUAUUUUUUUGACAAAUGAGGGCAAUUGUUUAAAACUUGGUGAUUUUGGUAGCGCGGUGCAAAUAAAAGCGCAUACUACAAUGCCUGGUGAACUUCAAGGAUUUGUUGGGACUCAAGCUUAUAUGGCACCAGAAGUAUUUAUGAAGACUGAAAGUAUUGGACAUGGUAGAGCAGUAGAUAUAUGGUCUGUUGGUUGUUGUAUCGUUGAAAUGGCUAGUGGACGUAGACCCUGGUCAGAAUAUGAUUCCAAUUAUCAAAUAAUGUUUAAGGUUGGCAUGGGUGAGACUCCUGCGAUACCAAAGACAUUAUCUUUAGAGGGUAUAGACUUAAUCAAAAAAUGUUUGCAGCAUGAUCCAAAAAAAAGAUAUACCGCUAAUACUCUCUUAACGCUUCCUUUCGCGCAAACGUACGAGGACGUUAAUGCUGAUUUAAAUGUUACACGUUUUUGA